UUGAAGAAGUGAGCUUGUGACUGAGGUUUUGCGGAACUAAAGAAAAAACAGUGCUUGAAUACUUUCCUGCCGUGGUACCACUGAGCAAGGCGUUCGUUCAACCUCCCUCAACUCAACCGGGACCCCAAAAACAACACUUGGUUGCACUGGACAGCUGUAAUGUGCAUGAAUGAAGGGGACUUUCCUGGGUGUGGUUUACAGUGAGCAGACAGGAAGAUGGACGAGCUGCAGGAUGUACAGCUGACUGAGAUCAAGCCCUUGUUGACCAAUAAGAAUGCUCGCAACUUUCAAGACUUUGACUGCCAGGAGCAUGACAUUGAGACUCCCCAUGGCGUUCUCCAUGUGACUAUGAGAGGUGUUCCCAAGGGCAACAGACCCGUCAUCCUCACCUAUCACGACAUCGGCCUCAACCAUAAGUCGUGCUUCAACACCCUGUUCAACUAUGAGGACAUGCAGGAGAUCACGCAGCACUUUGCUGUGGUUCACGUGGACGCGCCCGGCCAGCAGGAGGGUGCACCUCCCUUUCCCAGCGGCUACCGCUACCCAACCAUGGACGAGCUGUCUGAAAUGCUGCCCUCUGUGAUGACUCAGCUCAAGGUCAACAGUGUGAUUGGUAUCGGUGUGGGAGCAGGAGCGUACAUCCUCACCCGCUUUGCACUGAACAACCCCACCCUGGUGGAGGGGCUGGUUCUUAUCAAUGUUGACCCGUGCGCUGAAGGCUGGAUCGACUGGGCAGCUUCAAAGCUGUCUGGAUGGACCAGUAACUUGGUGGAUAUCGUCAUGUCUCACCACUUCAGCACUGACGAGCUGACAGACAACCAGGAGCUGAUCCAGACCUACCGCCUCCACAUCGCCCAAGACAUCAACCAGGACAACCUGGCCCUCUUCUGUGGCUCCUACCAAUACCGUCAGGAACUGGACAUCGAGCGGCCAAUCGUAGGCCUUAAUGAGGACACCGUCAACACACUAACAUGCCCUGCAUUGCUGGUGGUUGGUGACACGUCACCUGCUGUGGAGGCUGUGGUGGAGUGCAAUUCCAGGUUAAAUCCAACCAAGACCACACUGCUAAAGAUGGCUGACUGUGGAGGCUUGCCCCAGGUAGUGCAGCCAGGGAAACUUGCUGAGGCCUUCAAGUACUUUGUUCAGGGCAUGGGCUACAUGCCAUCAGCAGGAAUGACUCGUCUGGCUCGCUCCCGCACCACCUCCUCUUCCAGCAUCACCUCCAUGGACAGCAGUCGUAGCCGCAACAACCUCAACAGCCUGCUGGAGGGAAGCGCCGCCGGGGGCCUGGACAGCCAGACCAGACCCCAGACCAUGGAGGUUUCCUGCUAAACCCUCCCCCCUCCCUCACUCCACCCUAUCUCUCCUCCCUCCCCCCACUGCACCCUCCCAUAGUAACUUAUGUGCCCUCUCCCUUCUCUCUUUCUCUCUCUUCCCGCUCCUAAGCAACGCCAGGAGGAUCUGUAAUGAACUAUGUGAUUAGAAAAAGAGGAUGUAAUAAAUAUAUUAACAGAUGCAUAUUGUUAAAUAUUAUAUUGAAUACACUGUCAAAGUCACAUUCCUAUCAGAAACCAUAACUACAUUCAGAUGUGUUGUAUAUUCAGAUGCUCAAAUCGUGAUCGACUCAACUGUCUAACCUCACCUCCUUUGUAUUUAUUUUUUUCACGACAUCUUUUGUUUUAAAUGUCUUCACACACCGUAGAAAUCCUCCAUGCAUUCUAAAUAACUUUUUUUCUGUCAUCACACGGUACAACACCUUUCACUAUGUUAACUGAUGUUUUUGUUGUGAGCUCUAAACAUUGAUUUAGGGCUACAUUGAUUGUGACUCACUGUAUCUUUGUGUGUUUUUAAAAACCUGCUGCAGUGCAUUUAUAGAGGGAUCACUACUGUAGCUGCAGAAGCAGGAUUGCAGCCUAAAACGACGACGCCAGGUAAAGCUGCGCAGUCGAUACAUGCAAGAACCAUCAUCGAAUACUAUAAUCAAAAACAUACAAGAACAUUAAGUGUUUAAAGGAAGCGUGUCACAUUAUUGUCAUUUCUUUUGGAUUCUUUUUGUAAACUCAUCGCCUUCUUUUUCUUUCUGCUUUGUGUUGAUGUUGAUGUUUUUUGUUCAGUUGAUUUAGAUUUUAGUGAUGUUUUAGCAACCUUUAACAUGUGGGUUCUGGUGUGACAAGUAUGAGUCCCUUCACCGAGGGGACCCACUGGUGCUUCUCACUGUCUGCUGAUUCAACUCAUUUAUAUUACUACUGAAUAAAGCUACAACA
Molecule: messenger RNA, 2264 nt
Organism: Scomber japonicus (chub mackerel)
Lineage: Eukaryota; Metazoa; Chordata; Actinopteri; Scombriformes; Scombridae
Gene: ndrg3a
Product: ndrg family member 3a
Exons: 16
Coding region: 217-1332 (371 amino acids)
Biological process (GO): signal transduction
Cellular component (GO): cytoplasm
Source: RefSeq, a predicted model, not a curated record